Messenger RNA from Aureobasidium pullulans EXF-150, 1770 nucleotides. RefSeq names its product phytoene desaturase. Gene Ontology annotation, molecular function: oxidoreductase activity. Gene Ontology annotation, biological process: carotenoid biosynthetic process. The record is from RefSeq and is a predicted model, not a curated record. The coding region runs from base 1 to 1770 and encodes 589 amino acids. Lineage: Eukaryota; Fungi; Ascomycota; Dothideomycetes; Dothideales; Saccotheciaceae. The transcript has 3 exons.
AUGCAUGCUACUACAGGCGCUGGAGCCGGAGGUGUUUCAACCGCCGCACGACUUGCAAAGGCGGGCUUCAAGGUCACUGUCUUGGAAAAGAACGACUUCACCGGAGGUCGUUGCUCUCUCUUACAUCAUGAGGGUUGGCGAUUUGACCAAGGUCCCUCUCUUCUCCUCCUGCCUCGUCUCUUUCACAAGACAUUUGCCGACCUCGACACAACUCUGGAAGCCGAAGGAGUACACAUCGUCAAGUGCGAGCCCAACUAUAACAUGUGGUUCGGCGACGGAGAGAAGUUCCAGCUCUCGACCGAUCUGGCCUUGAUGAAGGAGCAGGUAGAGAAGUGGGAAGGUAAGGACGGAUACUCAAGAUACCUCUCGUUCCUGAAAGAAGCCCACAGCCACUACGAACUCAGUGUCGAGCAUGUCUUGUCGCGCAACUUCACCAGCAUUACCUCUAUGCUGCGCCCUAGCUUCCUUGGUCGCGUUUUCGAAUUGCACCCUUUCGAGAGCAUCUACAGUCGUGCUUCUAAAUACUUCUGGACCGAGAGGCUGCGUCGCGUCUUUACUUUUGCGAGCAUGUACAUGGGCAUGAGUCCGUUCGACGCUCCAGGAACGUACAGUCUUUUGCAAUACACAGAGUUGACUGAGGGCAUCUGGUAUCCAGUUGGAGGCUUCCACAAGGUCAUCGAUGCGCUCGUCAAGAUUGGCGAGCGUUUUGGUGUAACCUACAGACUUUCGACUCCAAUCUCCAAGAUCACUCUUUCUCCCGACGGUCGACGGGCCACAGGUGUUGUCCUUGCCAAUGGCGAGACUCUAUCCGCCGAUGUGGUCGUGAACAACACUGACUUGGUCUAUGCAUACAACAACUUCUUACCACCUACUCCAUACGCAGAAUCAUUAGCCAAUCGCGAAACUUCCUGCAGUAGUAUAUCCUUCUACUGGGCAUUGGAUCGCAAGAUACCGGAGCUGAACGCUCACAACAUCUUCCUGGCGGACGAGUACAAGGAGAGCUUCGAUUCCAUCUUCAAGAAGAAUCUGAUCCCAAACGAACCAAGUUUCUACGUGAACAUCCCCAGUCGGCCGGAUCCCACAGCUGCUCCCGAAGGCAAAGAAUCAGUCGUCGUACUGGUACCAGUCGGUCACCUCCUUGGUGAGAAUGAGAACCCCACGAAUGUCUCUACUGCAACCACUGGUGAGAUCCAGCAGGGCAAUUCUGGCGAAAAGUUGACAAGCUCCAAAUCGGCGCAAGGCGUCAAGCCAUCAGAAACACAGGAUUGGCCCAAGAUGAUUGAGCUUGCGCGCAAGACUAUUCUCGCAACUAUUGCUAAACGCACUGGUGUCGAUAUUACACCGUUCAUUGUGCAUGAGAUUGCCAACGAUCCCAUGACAUGGCGUGAGUCAUUCAACCUCGACCGCGGUGCCAUCCUUGGUCUAUCACACUCGUUCUUCAAUGUACUGUCCUUCCGACCUUCGACACGCGCAAGACGAGGUGGCUGGCUAGACGGGCGCCUUGGCAGUAUUGAGCGUCUUUACAUGGUUGGUGCCAGCGCUCACCCAGGCACAGGUGUACCCAUUGUGCUGGCGGGAGGUCGGUUGGUUGCGGAACAAAUUUGCCAGGACUUUGGCAUGAAUAUCCCCUGGCCAACCGGGUCCCAAGAGAAGCAGCGAACUGGUGCUCUUGACCAGGUCCAAAACUCUUUUGCGAUCGAGUGGGUUGUAUAUAUGCUCCUUGCAUUCCUCGUGCUUGCGCUUGGUAUGUUCCUCGGCAAGCAAACUUAA